AACUAGAGCCAAAGACACUAGACAGACGACCUGCUGCCAAGUGAGGCGUCUUUCCUAGCUCUUCUCCUCCUUGCUGCCGGAGCAAGACCAGAAAUCCCUGGAGAGGGAGAUCUAGGGCGAAGCGCCUGAUCCGCCGGCCCGCCGGACGCACGGCUCGGCACCGCCGGUGACCAUCAUCUUCUUCCCUUCCGCUUACAGCACGCAGCCCGCCGGUCAGACAUGUCAUGGUCCGAUCUAAGCUCGAUGCGGGAGGAGAGAUGGGCGGACGACGGUCGGCAACAAUCACGGCCAGCAUUUGGUUCACACCGAAUGCAUCUCAGCUCGCACAGCUUAGUACAGCCCGGCAGCCGGCCGGCCGGUGACACAUUUCCUGGUCCGGUCGAAGCUCGAUGCAGAAAGAAAGACAGAGCGGCCGGUCGGCGCCGGCCGUACGCUGCAACAAGCACGGCCAGCAGUCGGCCAACAUUGCUGCCGGCCGGGAUCUUUCAUGCAUUCCUCGGAUCCGCCGGACUUGUGCGCGAGUAACAAGUAAGUUCAUCGUCCUGUGUACUGCCCAUUUACAUUUUAAUUACUUUGGGGUUAUAUAUCGCGUCGACCGCGCCGGAAUAGCCAUAGAGGCACAUUUUUUCUUCAUGCUAGCUCACCGCCGGAAAAGAAAGGUGUUUCAGAUCUAAGCCAGGCUGCGCGCUCUGCAGAAGAAUAGUCGGGCAAAGACCAUGAUGCCACCAAAUAAAUUAACUAAAUUCCACGUUCACUUGUUAACCAUUCGCAGUUGCAGUGACAAGUGGGCCCAAGCAUGGCACCAUAGUACCUCUCUCUCUCUCUCUCUCUCUCUCUCUCUUUUGAAUACAUGGACCGUGCCUUGGGCUUUCUCUCUUGUUCUUUUUUUAGCAUUGCCUUGGGCUUUCUCUGAUCUCUCUCUCUCUCUGUUCUCAUAAAUGGACCCUGUAUUGGGCUUUUUCUGGUUUCUGUGGCUAAAUAGACACAGGACGAGGAGCGCGCCCUGGCGACAGAAGGAAAGCUUUUGGGCCGAGGAAUCGGGCGCCAGCUCAUUCGGCGGCCGUGCGAAACGGAGGGAUCACUUCCGGAGAAUCCGAAGCUCGGUCCUGUGCUACACGAAGCUGAGAGAUUCCGGACAGGAAAACGAAAAUCGGAGCAAUUCUUAUACGCCUACAAAGAUAGCCCGCCUGGACUGGUGUCACUAUCCCAAGCUUAUUUCUUCCGAAUCGUCUACGCGACCGGGCGCAAAACCCCGCACCUCUUCUCCACUGAUCGCCUCACCUCCAUAGCUACUCCAGGCGCUAGGGAUGGCGAUCUCUCCUCUCGUUGCGGCCCCGAACCUCCAAGCCGAAGCAGUUGCCGUGGACACUGUCCCCGACGGGGGAGACGAACAACGAGCACCAGGCAAGUCUUCCAGCUAGCCUGGUAGUGCAGGCAGCGGCGGCUUCUGGAGAGGAUGGUAACAACAAGAAACCAGUACUGAGUGAUCUGGCAGUGGUAGACAUCCUUGAUCGUUGGAUAAACAGCAAAGACGACCUACCUCCGUUCGUCCACCACCGUGACCUGUACCAGUGCUCCCCCUGGGAAGCUGUGCAAGGCCUCAAGCACGCCCGUUGGGAAACCAAGCAUGGUGGACGAGAAGAAACUUGGUUCAUCGUCAGCCAGGACGGAAACCGGUGCGGGCGCAAGGUUGGAGAAGCGGGCACGUGGCACGGGGAGAGACGCGCCCAGGCUAUCCUAGGCGCCGAUGGCAAUUCUGUUGUUGCGAACAAGAAGAGGUUCUCAUAUAAAAUGGGAACGCCUGGAAAGAGUCGUAAACAAGAAAGCACAGGCUGGAUCAUGAUGCAGUACUCGCUCGAGGGAGCCCAUCAGAAUCCUCAUAAGGUUAUCAACACGGUAUACAAGUCCAGUCAUGCAAAAACAUGGGUGGAAGCAAGAAGCUAUGCGAUUGCCGGCGCAGAUCAGGAAGACAUAGAGAUCAGUGUAGAUGCGCCCGUGCCAGCACCAGCUGUCUCCAAGGCGAGCGGUGCUCGGUUUAGGGCUACGGCUGUGCAGAAGGGCAAGGCCGCUCUGGCUGUGGCGGCGGUUUCGCGGGACGGGGAGAAGGCUGAUGCUACUCAACUCAGCCUCACUCGUGGCAUCCCCAUUGACUUACUCCUGCAGGCAGCAAGGAAGGCGGUGCACUGCGUCGACUACAAAGAAGCUGUUCAGAUCAAAGAAUUCGAGGCCGCUAAACUGAUUUAUCACACGUCCAUGACUGAGCUUGGGUUGGAUAGUACCAUUCUUUCAGGUUCAUUGAUUCAGUUGGACCUGCUUAUUCAACACGUGGCAAUGACAAAAGAGUUGACUCCUAACGGGCGAGACCACCUUGUAUGCUUGGCCGAAGGCAUGUCAGGAACAAUUUUUUCUGAAUAUCUAAACGAACUUCCGACAAGAGGACGCCAGGCAUUUAAUGCUCUAGAGAGGCUUGGUGUCGAUGUGCAAGAGGCUUUGCAAAUGCCUUCCAAGGGAAUGAAGAUCUCACCGCUGGUGAUCCCUGACGGUGAGGCAAAAGACUUUGCACUGGAGUUCCUGCUAUCGGCAGCAGCACUCGUAGCGGCGGGGAAUAAGCGCCCCAUCCCAGCGAGCUUUACCGCGGCGUCCAGCUCCGGCGUGAAGAGACUGCGUCAGGAAAGGACAGAGACCACGUCCCCCAUUGCUACUCUUGAGGAAGCCCAGCGCCAUUUAAUGCCCGACGAGUAUCCCGUCGACGGAGGCGACAAGGCCGAGGAUUACACCGAAAUGUACGCCAAUAUGCUGCGCGACAAAAUUACGCCCAUCGGCGGCGGCGGCGGCGGCGGCGCAGAUGGGUUCGUCGUCGCCAUACCUGAAGGCGAAGGUUACCCGGCCGGAUUUUUCUAUAUGCCAGGUGUUGCCGACAACCUGGAAGAACCCGUUGGAGCCCACGGGUUUCCCGGCGGUGUUGUAGCUCUAGCUCCUCACAUGGCGGAGCCCCCCAGUGCUCCUUGCCGUUUUCCGGAGGAAAGUGACCUGCACCAGUUCGCUCUCAAGGACAGCGCGUGCAGAUCUCUCGUCGGAGCCGAGGAUUCGGCCCCUGGUACUGCAUUUCGCUACUACGACGACUUCAGUGCCAACAACGGCACCGGGGGGUCGACUGACUACCCCAACGGCGGCGCCGCGGGUUCGAAUGGAUUGGCCGCUGGUGGCGGUGAACGUCAGGUUCACGACCUCCCGAUGGACAUUGAUGGCCUCAGUGACCUUGAAGACAUCGACAUGUUCGACAUCGACGAGUAUCUAGCUAUGCCUGAGUUUUGAUAAAUGUUUUCGUUUUUUGAAUUGUCCUAUGCAUGGAUCGUUUCCUGAUUUCUUUAGCCAAUCAUUUAUUGCUCAAGUUCUUUAUAAAUUCUGCAAUUAAUAGAGAGCUGAUAUGUACCCCCAUGUCAACUUAUAGAGGUUGUGGAAAAGCUCCUUAGUUUAUAUAGAGGUUUUGGCAUCGUGCACAUUUGGACAGGGUUAUAAUGCACUUCUCUUUGGGGUGGCUGAUGGAAUAAUCAAAUCCUUCCACGGCAGUUCCCUGGAUC
Brachypodium distachyon (stiff brome) is the source of this 3581-nucleotide messenger RNA. RefSeq lists its product as uncharacterized. The record is from RefSeq and is a predicted model, not a curated record. NCBI's taxonomy places the organism in Eukaryota, Viridiplantae, Streptophyta, Magnoliopsida, Poales, Poaceae. Bases 1792 to 3315 code for a protein of 507 amino acids. The transcript is spliced from 8 exons. Gene Ontology annotation, cellular component: chloroplast stroma.